AUGUACCCUAUCAAUUUUGAUUUAAGCCAUGCGAGAUACACUGCAGGACCCAGGACAUUGCGAAAACUGAGAAUUCUUUGCCUUCAUGGUUUUCGCCAGAAUGCUUCUGGAUUCAAAGGUAGAACUGCAUCUUUAGCCAAGAAACUCAAGAGCAUUGCGGAGCUUGUUUUUGUGGAUGCACCCCAUGAAUUGCCUUUCAUUUAUCAAAUUCGUCAAAACUGCGAUUCUGCAUCAGAACUGGAAAAUAACCAUCCACCUUCGGAGAGUUGCAAUAAAAAGUUUUCAUGGUUAGUUGCACCUGAUCACAAGGGGGAGAACGAUUCUGAUUGGAAGAUAGCUGACAGUCCAUUUGAUCCUCUUCAGUACCAGAAACAAACUGAAGGUUUCGAUAAAUCAAUUGCUUAUUUAAAAGCCUUAUAUUCUAAAGCAGGCCCAUUUGAUGGGAUAUUGGGUUUUUCACAAGGAGCUGCAAUGGCCGCUUUAGUUUGCCUGCAUCAACAGAAGCUAAAAGGACAGAUGGAAUUCAGAUUUGCGAUCCUGUGCUCUGGAUUUGCUGUCAAUAUGAACAAUUGUCAGCAGGGGUCAAUCAAUGUUCCUUCACUUCAUAUAUUUGGCAGCGACAAGGGCAAAGAUAGGCAGAUAGAGAAUGAAGCUAGUAAAUACCUUGCUUCUUUGUUUGAGAAUGGCUGCUCCGUUGUUAUUGAACAUGACUUUGGUCAUAUAAUUCCAGCACGACCUCCGUAUAUAGACCAGAUAAAAGAUUUCCUCAAACGUUUCCUGUAAGUUAUUUACCAUUUUAUCUAACAUAACUCGGGCUUCGUGUCAUUGAUCAAUAGAGCCUUGAUGCACACCAGCUUUUGCUGCAAGAGAUUUGGGAUUAUGCUAGCUUGUACCCUAUGUUACAACUUCUGUAUACUAUUAAUCAGAACCCUUGUUGUCAAAGGUGUGCGAUUUUGUUCUUUGCA
Nicotiana tabacum (common tobacco) is the source of this 965-nucleotide messenger RNA. NCBI's taxonomy places the organism in Eukaryota, Viridiplantae, Streptophyta, Magnoliopsida, Solanales, Solanaceae. The record is from RefSeq and is a predicted model, not a curated record.